CCUGGCUACUACCCCGGUAGUUAGUGGUUGGGUUUCGGUCAAAUUGGUAUGUAUCCAAACCUGCCCCACGCUCAGGAAGUUGGGGCAGGACCAUCACAAGGGCGAAGAGCAGAUGGGGGUUAGCCUCAGCACGCUCUUCCAUCACAAGGUAAUAAAGUUCAAAACCAAUUUCAGGGACAAGGACAUGGCCAAGGAUACGGUGAGGGUAGAAAUGGAGGAAGAGGAAAUAGCCAUGGAGGAAGAGGAUUCGGAGGAAGAGGAAAUGGUGCACAAGGUGGGAAUUGGGAAAACCAAGAAGGAAAUCAGGCUGGAAACUACAAUCUGAGCAGGACACUUCGCGAGUGUUCGACUAACAACGGCGACGGCGACAGCGGAGCGAGAGGGAAAGCGAGACGGUGAUGAGGUGGAAGAUGGAGGGGUGGCAUCUGCCGCGAGGCGGAAGGCCACGUCGAGCGGAGGCGGAAUGAGGCGUCGAGCGAAGGCGGAAGGCGGCGUCGAGCGGAGGCGGAAGGCGGCAUCGGGCGGAGGUGGAAGGCGAAAGAUGGGGGCGGAGGCACCCGCGGUGAGGGUGGAAGGUGGCGGGGUUGGGGCUGCAGCUGCGGCGAGGGCGAAAGAGGGGGUGGAGCUGAUGGUGAUGGUCAUGAAGGGGGACAAGGAGUUUGUGGUGGAGAUCCCUCCGGUGGCGGUGGGGGUGUCGGCGAGGGCAGGGGGGUAAACGGGGGAGGGGAGUCCGAGAGCGGUGGAUUUGGGUGUUGUGUUGUGUGGCAUGCGCUCCCCUUUGAA
Chara braunii is the source of this 783-nucleotide messenger RNA. The record is from the annotation of a GenBank genome assembly. NCBI's taxonomy places the organism in Eukaryota, Viridiplantae, Streptophyta, Charophyceae, Charales, Characeae.